AUCUUUGCAUAUGGGCAGACAGGGACAGGGAAAACUUUUACAAUGGAAGGAGUAAGAACAGCUCCUGAACUUCGUGGAAUAAUCCCAAACUCAUUUGCACAUAUAUUUGGACAUAUUGCUAAAGUAGCUGGUGACGUACGGUUUCUUGUUCGUGUGUCAUAUUUGGAAAUCUACAAUGAAAAUGUGCGGGACUUGUUAGGAAAGGAUCAGAAUGCAAAAUUAGAGGUCAAAGAGAGACCUGAUGUUGGAGUUUACGUAAAGGAUUUGUCUUCAUAUGUGGUGAACAAUGCUGAUGAUUUAGACAAGACCAUGACACUGGGAAACAAAAAUCGUGAGUGUGUGACCUAA
Molecule: messenger RNA, 348 nt
Organism: Stylophora pistillata
Lineage: Eukaryota; Metazoa; Cnidaria; Anthozoa; Scleractinia; Pocilloporidae
Product: kinesin-like protein KIF3A
Biological process (GO): microtubule-based movement
Molecular function (GO): ATP binding; microtubule motor activity; microtubule binding
Source: RefSeq, a predicted model, not a curated record